AUGGUUUCCCUCUCACAAGUGCGCGCCUCAAACUUCUUGAUCUCUUCUACUUUGCCUGAAAAGAUCGUAGCAGUUUUUGUCGGAGGCACAAGCGGAAUUGGCGAAGCAACUGCCAAGUGCUUGGCCAAAUAUGCAAAGAAUCCUCGUAUCUACAUUGCCGGUCGUUCUCAAGAUUCAGGCAAUCGCGUCUUGGCGGAAUGCAAGCGUAUCAACCCUGCGGGACAAUACAUCUUCUGCAAAAGCGAUGUGAGCCUGAUUCGUGGAGCUGAUGAUCUUUGCAAUGAGAUCAAGAAGGAAGAAACUUUCAUCAAUAUGCUUGUACUGAGUCAAGGAGUAUAUGAUUUCAGCCGAAGUGUUACGUCCGAGGGCCUUCAUCUUCUCGCUGUUUUGAACUAUUAUUCUCGCAUCCGAAUCAUUCAAAACCUCAUACCACUUAUAGAGCAAGCCCCAUCUCUCCGACGAAUAGUCUCGGUAGGAGGAGGCGGCCAUGAAGGCAAUCUGGAUACAGCAGACUUUCAAGCACUGAACGUGCCAAAGGGAAAUCUCCGCGAGCAUCUAUCGACAUUGGCUACUCUUGGCUUACAAGCUGUGGCAAGGUCCUCUCCAGAGGUUAGCAUCGUGCAUGAUUACCCGGGCACGGUUAAAACAUCACUUCUUAAGGAUGUACCGGAAGAGAUGUUGAACACAAUGACAUUGGUGCCUUUAGAAGAGUCUGGCGAGAGGCACUUGUACUUGGCUACAAGUUCGAAAUAUUCGCCUCUGAAAACCACAUCUACGGCAAUCCCUUUGGGAGAUGGCGUUGAAGUGGCACUGGGACCAGGUGGACAAGCUGGAGGAGGUGUUUACUCUAUCCGAGAAGAUUGCGAAAAUGCCUCCUCCGAAGUGAUGCAGAAAAUAACAGACUUGAGAGCCAAUGGGGUUAUGGAAGAGGUUUGGUCCCAUACUCAGGAGGAGUUUGCGCGCAUCGAGAAAAGCUAUACCGUGUAA
Trichoderma asperellum CBS 433.97 is the source of this 987-nucleotide messenger RNA. RefSeq lists its product as uncharacterized. Lineage: Eukaryota; Fungi; Ascomycota; Sordariomycetes; Hypocreales; Hypocreaceae. The record is from RefSeq and is a predicted model, not a curated record.